ACGAAACCAGGCGCUUGCUUCGAAGAUCAUGUGGCGGGAACUCGGGGUGAACUUGACGGGAACAAAUAGGCAGGAUAUCCGAUCGAUGGCGCAGGGGCUAAUUCCCAGCUCAGUGGCGGACAAAGUCAUCCAUUUUGACUCUCGCUGCUACUCAGGCCAGUUUUCCGACGAUGGCAACUUCUUCUUCUGCUGUGCCCAGGAUUUCAAAGUGCGCAUGUACGACACUUCCAACCCCUUCAACUGGAAGUACUACAAGACUGUGACGUAUCCAUUCGGGCAAUGGACUAUCACCGACGCGAGUCUGAGUCCGGACAACAAAUUCCUAGCAUAUACGUCGAUUCGGAAUCUCGUUUGCCUGGCGCCCACGGAUCCGGCUGAUGAGUCUGAGCCGGCUGUCCUGGAUCUAUCCUCGAUACCCGGAAGACGAAGGAUGCGUUUUGGUGGGAACUCUCACUUUGGUAUCUGGUCGAUUCGAUUCUCAGGCGACGGUCGCGAGAUCGUGGCUGGCACUUCCGAUCAAUCAGUCAUUGUCUAUGACCUUGAAACACGACAGUCGGUGUUGCGGUUACAGAAUCACGACGAUGAUGUGAAUGCCGUUUGCUUUGGUGACCAGUCUUCGCCCCAUAUCAUUUAUUCCGGAUCCGAUGACACGACUUUGCGGGUUUGGGACAGACGCUCGAUGGGCGACGGGCGCGAAGCUGGUGUAUUUAUGGGACAUACGGAAGGAUUGACAUACGUUGACAGCAAGGGGGACGGACGAUACGUACUUUCAAACGGCAAGGACCAGACGAUGAAGCUCUGGGAUCUGCGAAAAAUGAUGACCACGGCGAAGUUUGACUCGAUCGAUCUCAACACAUUUACCACGGGAUUCGACUACCGGUUUGAAUCCUACCCCGAUGACUACUACGAACCUCAUCCUCACGAUUGUUCGGUUGUCACCUACCGUGGUCAUCGGGUCCUCAAAACUCUGAUCCGGUGUCAUUUCUCGCCGCCCAACAGCACCAACUCCCGAUACGUAUAUAGCGGAAGCGAGGACGGCAAGGUGUACGUGUAUAACAUGGAUGCGACGCUGGCGGGGACGAUUGACGUAGGGCAAGCCACUCACAAUUCGCGCCCGCUGGACCCCGACAUGUCGACUGCUGCAUAUGAGAUACGUAGCAGCCGGAGCGAUGUGCUGUGGAAGACAUGCGUGCGGGACGCGAGCUGGCAUCCGAGCUGCCCAGCUGUGGCGGCGACGUCGUGGAAUGGCUGGGGUCUGUCCACUGGGACUUGCACCUUGCACACCUGGAACGAUGGCGCCACAUCCGACGAAGGGACCCCUCCAUUAGCACGCAAUUACGACAGCAAGUUGAAUCCCGUGCCUGAGUAUGAUGAUUUCAAGCAGACGAUGGCAGCGAUGUCUCGCAGUCGGCCUGUUCACAGAUCUCCGCUGGAUGACGAACUCGCGUACGAAUUAUGGUAAAUUAUCUGGAGGUAUAUUAUACAGAAGCAGGCGAGCGCACUCCGCGAGUCUGAAGUUGCUCACUAAAAGGCGUUGUUUCAUCUGAUUUCGGAGCGCGUGAGAUUGUUUUGGAAAUUUAGUGUGCUUCGACACGUAAUCCACGAGUCCCAGAUAGAAUGCUCUUAGCAGUGAUAGUCCAGCUUGCUAUAUAUUAUAUUGACCAGAUUGAGGCGAUAGGA
Aspergillus brunneoviolaceus CBS 621.78 is the source of this 1680-nucleotide messenger RNA. Its product is annotated as WD40 repeat domain-containing protein. The transcript has 4 exons. The record is from RefSeq and is a predicted model, not a curated record. Lineage: Eukaryota; Fungi; Ascomycota; Eurotiomycetes; Eurotiales; Aspergillaceae. Gene Ontology annotation, biological process: proteasome-mediated ubiquitin-dependent protein catabolic process. The coding region runs from base 29 to 1462 and encodes 477 amino acids. Gene Ontology annotation, cellular component: Cul4-RING E3 ubiquitin ligase complex. Gene Ontology annotation, molecular function: protein binding.